This is a messenger RNA of Halichondria panicea, 844 nucleotides long. RefSeq names its product large ribosomal subunit protein uL1-like. The record is from RefSeq and is a predicted model, not a curated record. Gene Ontology annotation, cellular component: cytosolic large ribosomal subunit. The transcript has 5 exons. NCBI's taxonomy places the organism in Eukaryota, Metazoa, Porifera, Demospongiae, Suberitida, Halichondriidae. The coding region runs from base 119 to 769 and encodes 216 amino acids. Gene Ontology annotation, biological process: translation; maturation of LSU-rRNA. Gene Ontology annotation, molecular function: RNA binding; structural constituent of ribosome.
CCCCCACAUACAAUCAGCUCCUCCCCCACAAUAGUUUGCAUCCUUUUUUUAAUCAAUCAAUUUCUGGGCAUGCUCAUAAAGUCUGUUCUCUUUCCUCGUGGUGACUCAAGAAGACAAGAUGACGAAGAUUACGAGAGAAGCGCUGGUCGAGUGUGUCAAAGGCGUUCUCGCUGGCUCCCAAGAAAAGAAGCGUGGCUUUCAAGAGACAGUGGAACUGCAAAUCUCUCUAAAAAACUACGACCCUCAGAAGGACAAGCGUUUUAGUGGAACCGUCAGGCUGCGACAUAUCGCCCGCCCAAAGCUGAAGGUGUGCGUGCUGGGAGAUGCUUCCCAUUGUGACGAGGCCACUGCUAAGGGGAUCCCGUGCAUGGACGUGGCUGCCCUCAAGAAACUCAAUAAAGACAAGAAAUUAGUUAAGAAACUAGCCAAAAAAUACGAUGCCUUCCUUGCUUCUGAUAGUCUCAUCAAGCAGAUCCCACGUAUUCUGGGUCCUGGGCUCAGCAAGGCAGGGAAAUUCCCCUCCCUCCUCACACACACGGACAGCAUGUUAGUGAAGGUCGAGGAGGUCAAAGGCACCAUUAAGUUCCAGAUGAAAAAGGUUCUGUGUCUGGCUGUUGCCAUUGGUCAUGUUGGUAUGUCAGAAGAUGACUUGGUGUCCAACAUCAACCUGGGUGUGAACUUCCUCGUCUCUCUGCUCAAGAAAAACUGGCAGAAUGUGCGAGCUCUUUAUAUCAAGAGCACCAUGGGAAAGCCACAGCGAUUGUACUAGAACUGAACUGAAAAUUGUGUUUAUAAAUUGAUGAAAAUACUCGUUUCAUUUAAGACGAUCUUUACCUAUUACUAA